AUGGAAAAUGAACUGGAGCACUUGAACUGGAACAUUAAGCAUGCAUUGUCGCAACUUGAAGGUCCCCUAUCGCAGGAGCUCAACUCCUGUCUCGAAGUAUCUCCAACUGCUCUGAAUUCCUCGAGGUCAGUUUAUCAGAAGCUUUUGGACACAGUGCAAGUGCUGGACAAACUUCUCGUCACUCUGACUCCCCCCCAUAUGCAGUUGGUAGAUGGUGUUUUUGCCUUCACCAACAGCAAGGUUUUGCUUUGUGCGUCCGAAUAUGCACUGGCAGAUCAUGUCCAGAAUCUCCAGCCCUGCAGCAUCUCGGAGCUAGCCAAAGCCACCGGAUUGCAUGAACAAGGCCUGUUCCAGGUGGUCCGAUAUCUUCGUGAAAUGGGAUACUUCUCGCAGGACCCUAAAACCGGUCUCUUGUCCAACAACAGGCUCUCCAAUCUCCUUCGCAAAGACCAUUGGGCCACCUGGGUCAACUGGGUUGACUUUUUCCCUCGCGAGUACUACGAUCUCAUCUCGCAUCUCCCGGACCAGCUGAAGCAAGAUCAGCCUAAAACCGCCACUGAGCUUUUCUACAACACUGACAAGCCCAUCUACCAGUAUCUGGCCGAAACAGGCAAGGCUGCAGGUUUCCACAAGGUCACUGGCACAGGCAGUGUCGUUGAGGCUCCUGGGCUGCUUUCCGACUACCCAUGGGACGAAGUCAAGACGGAGACUGUGGUCGAUAUCGGAGCCGGAGCUGGAGACUUUAUCCGGUCUUACUUGGAGAAAUUUCCAGAAGCCACGGCCGCUGCAUUCGAGCUUCCUUCUACCGCAGAGAUCCUCAAGCAGCGAUUCCCCUCGGAUGACCCCCUGACCAGCAGAAUUACUUCCAUCACUGGAGGAGAUUUCUUCAAAGAUGAAAUUCCCAAAUCAUCUGCUUACCUUCUUCGAUGGAUCUUGCACAACUGGGGCGAUGAGGACUGUGUCAAGCUCCUUCGAAGAAUCCGGGAGAAUAUGGACAUCAAGCCGGGAGUGAGUAGAGUCUUGAUCGUCGAGUCGGUCUUGUUUGAUGGACGCUUGGGACGUGGGGCUAGAUACGCGGACAUUCGCAUGCUGGUGAGGUGCAGAAACAAGGAGCGAACAUUGGGGGAGUACCGAAAAUUGGCGGAAGAGGCUGGAUUUCGGCUGAAUCGGGUUGUUUCCCCUCGAGGUUGCCUCACCCAGAUCAUUGAGCUGCGUCCAGCCGGAACGUGUGCGACGCCACCAUAUGCUAAGCGCAAUGGUCAUUGUAACGGAACUGGUGAAUCAGAAUGGGAGUCAGAGUUGAUGUAG
Molecule: messenger RNA, 1308 nt
Organism: Fusarium sp. VM40
Lineage: Eukaryota; Fungi; Ascomycota; Sordariomycetes; Hypocreales; Nectriaceae
Source: the annotation of a GenBank genome assembly